Molecule: messenger RNA, 1249 nt
Organism: Cydia pomonella (codling moth)
Lineage: Eukaryota; Metazoa; Arthropoda; Insecta; Lepidoptera; Tortricidae
Exons: 5
Coding region: 1-1134 (377 amino acids)
Biological process (GO): proteolysis
Molecular function (GO): serine-type endopeptidase activity
Source: RefSeq, a predicted model, not a curated record
AUGACGGACGCUGUCAAAACAGAUGAAGCAGACCUGCGUGUAGAAGACCGACCGCUUUCGGAAGCAAAAGUCGAGCUUUACGACUUUAGUGCCUGCCAGUAUAUCUACACAAAAGAUUUCGUUACUGAGAAGGCUUUCUGCGCUGGGUUCGUUGACCGAGGCGCGGGAGCAUGCAAUCACGAUGCCGGCGGACCGGCACUGGUGGACAACGUAUUGGUCGGAGUUAUCAGCUUCGGUUCCCCACACUGCGGGGCCGCAGAAGCACCCACAGUCUUCACUCGACUCGGCCUCUACGACAAGUGGAUAAAUAGCGUGUUUCAGAAGCUCACCCAGAAUUCAGAAAUCACCUCCGAGACAAAUGAACUGAAGGACUUUACUGACAACUAUGUAAAGGAUGAAAUACUGAACGUAGACGAAGCCAUGAAGGAUGUAUACCGAGAGAACUUCAACGUCAAUGACGUACUUUACGGGCCAAUAGAGACAUUAGACGACAACGAUAACCCUAUGGUAUUUAACCAAUCAUUCUUGCGAGAUUUUCCCAGCGACUCAGAUUUGUUCCCUAAUCCAGAAUUUGUGGCAAACUUACCUCAACCUGAAACCUCGAAACCAAUUAUCCCCGAGAUACCAGACGAGUACUGGAGGGAUAUCUCGUCAAACGAACAGACAGAUCCGACAGACGAGAAUUAUGCACCUGAAGACCAGUUUGGUACACGAACAGAGGCUACAACAGUUACAAAUCUAGCAUAUGGCUCACAAAGCAUUUACGAAGAGAAUGACGAUUCUAUAAAUGAAUACACUACAACAGAAGCAAGUGUAGGUGAAAAUUACUUUGUCAAUAAAAAUAAUGAAAACCCUGAAGAAACCUGUGCUAUGGAAUAUAUUUUAUGCAAAAAAGGUAUUAAGAAAGGACCGAAAGCUUCUGAAAGUAUAAUUCAAUACCCAGGAAGAGAUAUUGAACUAAAGCAACCAAUAAAUACUAAAAUUGAGAGUGCUGAAGAAGAUGAUAAGGCAGUUAUUGUAAUGUUGGAUUCUGGUACUACUGAGAGAAUUGAAGUGCAUAAAAGCGAUCCGGUUUACGAAAGAGGGUUUAAAAUGUUAGCAGCUAAGAUUCUUCAAGCUCGGGAGCUUGUUUAGACUUUUAACACGGUGAUCUUAAACGAUAUAUUCUUGUAUUUGUUAUGAUAUUGAUAACGACACAUUGAUGAUGACACCUUGUAUUAUCCCCAAAUUAAAUGCACCUAAAUUUCAA